AUGGAGUGGCUCGAAAUCGCCAAGGACCUCAACGCCGGCACGGUCGGCGGUGUCGCCGGCAUCGUCGCGGGCCAUCCGCUCGAUACGAUCAAGAAGGAGCUCACGCCGACCGAGCAGCUCAUUGCGGGGUCGGCGGCCGGCCUCUUUCAAGUGUCGUUCGCGGCGCCGGCCGAGCUCGUCAAGAUCACCAUGCAAGUCAACAACUACCCAAGCACGUACUCAUCGAUCACGUGCGCCAAGGACAUUUGGGCGAGCCAGGGCAUGAAGGGCCUCUACCGCGGGUGGCAGCUCAACAUGCUCCGUGACGUGCCCGCGUUUGGCUCGUACUUUUACUCGUACGAGCUGCUCAAGCACUGGCUCACGGACGGCUGUGCCGAAAACGAGACAACUAUGAACCUCCUUCUCGCCGGCGGCUCGGCGGGCUCGAUCUCAUGGAUGGUCACGCAGCCCAUUGACGUCGUCAAGACGCUGGUGCAGAGCCAGCCGGCGACGUCGCCCCUCUCGGCCCUCGACGUCGUCAAGCACCACUACAAGCUCGAAGGUGCCGGUUUUCUCUUCCGCGGCUUUGGCGCGACGAUCCUCCGCGCGUUUCCUGUCUCGGCCGUCACGUUCUUGGUGUACGAGCGCUCGAUGCAGUACAUGAACUUGGAUUUCGAGUACGCGGCCAACGUCGAGACGCAGCUGGCUCUGCUGCUCCUGGCAUCGCUCGUGGCCGCGGUGGCCGCGCUCACCGAUCCGCCGGGCUUCAACAACUCGGACAUCAUGGGCUGGCUCGGCAACCGCAAGAAGGACGACGAUACGGAGCUCGUGUGGAGCAUCACGAUGCGUGGCACGGCCUUGGGCGUCAACACGACGGCGGCGCAGCGCGAGUGGGAAAAGCUGUACCGCAUCAACGGCGACCUCUUGCGCAACGACCAUACAAACCUCUGCCUCGAAGCGGCGUACACAGCGUCGGUGCUGCGCGUCUACGGAGCGGUCUGCAACGCGUCGUCGCCCGAGCAGACGUGGACCUUUGCGCACCGCCGGCUGGAGCACGCCGUGUUUCGCCGCAACUGCCUCGCGAUCGUCGAUGGAGCAACGCCGAUCGUGCGCAUGGAGGCCUGCGACCGGUCGGCGGCCGUGCCCAGCAGUCAGAAGAUCCGAUUCUUCCGCUAA
Molecule: messenger RNA, 1155 nt
Organism: Saprolegnia parasitica CBS 223.65
Lineage: Eukaryota; Oomycota; Saprolegniomycetes; Saprolegniales; Saprolegniaceae
Exons: 3
Coding region: 1-1155 (384 amino acids)
Biological process (GO): transmembrane transport
Molecular function (GO): transmembrane transporter activity
Source: RefSeq, a predicted model, not a curated record